Messenger RNA from Euleptes europaea (tarantolino), 1819 nucleotides. RefSeq names its product dachshund family transcription factor 1 (gene DACH1). The transcript is spliced from 12 exons. Bases 61 to 1677 code for a protein of 538 amino acids. Lineage: Eukaryota; Metazoa; Chordata; Lepidosauria; Squamata; Sphaerodactylidae. The record is from RefSeq and is a predicted model, not a curated record.
AAGCCGGUGUACUCGACCCCCUCCCCGGUGGAGAACACCCCGCAGAACAACGAGUGCAGGAUGGUGGAGCUGCGCGGCGCCCAGGUGGCCUCGUUCACGGUGGAGGGCUGCGAGCUGAUCUGCCUGCCGCAGGCCUUCGACCUCUUCCUCAAGCACCUGGUGGGCGGCCUCCACACCGUCUACACCAAGCUCAAGCGCCUCGAGAUCACGCCCGUCGUCUGCAACGUGGAGCAGGUGCGCAUCCUGCGCGGCCUGGGCGCCAUCCAGCCCGGCGUCAACCGCUGCAAGCUCAUCUCCAGGAAGGACUUCGAGACCCUCUACAACGACUGCACCAACGCCAGUUCCAGACCUGGACGGCCUCCUAAGCGGACACAAAGCGUCACCUCUCCCGAGAAUUCUCACAUCAUGCCGCAUUCUGUCCCCGGCCUCAUGUCUCCGGGAAUCAUCCCACCAACAGGUCUCACAGCUGCCGCAGCCGCAGCAGCAGCUGCCACCAACGCCGCCAUUGCAGAAGCAAUGAAGGUGAAAAAAAUCAAAUUAGAAGCUAUGUCAAACUAUCACGCCAGUAAUAAUCAGCACGGAGCAGAGUCCGAGAACGGAGACCUGAAUUCUAGUGUGGGCCUGGAGCUCCCUUUUAUGAUGAUGCCUCACCCGCUCAUCCCGGUCAGCCUGCCUCCUGCCUCCGUCACGAUGGCGAUGAGUCAGAUGAACCACCUUAGCACCAUUGCGAACAUGGCCGCCGCAGCACAAGUACAGAGCCCUCCCUCAAGAGUUGAGACAUCUGUUAUUAAGGAACGAGUUCCAGACAGCCCUUCUCCUGCUCCUUCCCUUGAAGAGGGCCGAAGGCCUGGAAGCCACCCGUCCUCUCAUCGUAGCAGCAGCGUCUCCAGCUCCCCAGCCCGAACCGAAAGUUCUUCAGACAGAAUCCCUGUCCAUCAGAAUGGACUGUCCAUGAACCAGAUGCUGAUGGGCUUGUCGCCGAAUGUUCUACCUGGCCCAAAAGAAGGUGACCUGGCUGGCCAUGAGGGCGGUCAUGAUUCGAAAAGAAUGCACAUGGAAAAAGAUGAGACCCCGCUCUCCACACCAACCGCAAGAGACAGCCUUGACAAACUUUCGCUAACUGGCCACGGGCAGCCACUACCUCCGGGUUUUCCAUCUCCUUUUCUAUUUCCCGAUGGAUUGUCGUCCAUAGAAACCCUUCUGACGAACAUUCAGGGUCUGCUAAAGGUUGCCAUAGACAAUGCCCGAGCUCAAGAGAAACAGGUCCAGCUGGAAAAGACGGAGCUCAAGAUGGAGCUGUUCAGGGAACGGGAACUGAGGGAAACACUUGAAAAACAGUUGGCGGUGGAACAGAAGAACAGAGCAAUAAUUCAGAAAAGGUUAAAGAAGGAAAAGAAAGCCAAGAGGAAAUUGCAGGAAGCACUUGAAUUUGAGACAAAGCGGCGAGAACAGGCAGAGCAGACAUUGAAACAGGCGGCUUCCACAGAUAAUCUCAGGGUCCUAAAUGACUCUCUGACCCCAGAGAUAGAAGCUGACCGCAGUGGGGGCAGAACAGAUGCUGAAAGGACGAUACAAGUUCUGUCCAGAUCGUUAUCCAUAACUGCAUUAAAGUGUUCCCACCCCCGGGAUCUGGUCACCUUCUGUGAAGGCAACUUAACUGCUGAUGAAGCUUUCUAAAGAAGAUGGAAGACUUUAUUUGAAAACUACUGUCAUGUACUGAACUCAACCUGCUGAAGAAACGUGUGCUACGGUAAAGAACUCUGCAGUAAGAAAUUCACCAUUCCCAAAGUUCUGCAAAAAAAUAAAGGUGCUUUCCAGG